GACCGUAUAAUCUGUAACGAAUACGCAUACAACUUGCGAUCAAUGCGUUUCACUGAUAGCCGGCAUAACGGAGUUUGUUUGAUCAAUCGCCUGCAAAGAUUAGGCCUCUCAGAUCGUGCCUUUCUCCAACUAUCACCCACGCGAUCCGCUCUUUUAUUACGGUUAAAUCGACGCAUGCGUUCCUUCCCUGUAGCGUCGUUUUUCCGUCGUUAUGCAUCUCGCAUCUGACAAGUGCGACCAUUCCUUCAUGACUCUUACCGACGGAUACGCACGCGGACUCGUCUGAUAUUGUUUGACGAGCGAUACGGAAGCACUGGGAAAGCAUAUCGUCAGUGUGCGGAACGUAAAACGCAUCUACGUUCCGUCUCGUUGCGGGGUUCGCUAGGUUAUAAAAAACACGGAAAAGUUUGUUUAAACAACAUGGCUGACGUCAAGCAGGAGCAAAAAACCGAAGACGACGAGAAUUACGCUGUCGGUAAUAACACUGAGCCAAAAAACAUGCAGGAACUCACCGAAUAUGUACAGGCGCUGCUUCAGCGAAUGCAGAACAAAUUUCAGACCAUGUCAGAUCAGAUCAUCGGAAGAAUAGAUGAAAUGGGAAACAGGAUAGACGAUCUCGAGAAGAAUAUCGCUGAUCUAAUGACCCAGGCUGGUGUCGAGGGUCCGGACAAGUGAGCUGAAGCUGAAACUACAAGAGUUGAAAUCUUAACCAAUAAUACACCAAACACAAUCGUCUUCAAUGCAUAUGCGUGACAACGCAAAUUUAUUUGUCAGAAGUACAGCUGGCAUAGAAAACGAUGUUGUAUUUUAAAACAUACGAAUAAAUGCACUGUUUUUUUACUA
This is a messenger RNA of Neodiprion fabricii, 843 nucleotides long. Its product is annotated as heat shock factor-binding protein 1. Lineage: Eukaryota; Metazoa; Arthropoda; Insecta; Hymenoptera; Diprionidae. Gene Ontology annotation, cellular component: cytosol; nucleus. The transcript is spliced from 3 exons. The coding region runs from base 421 to 675 and encodes 84 amino acids. The record is from RefSeq and is a predicted model, not a curated record. Gene Ontology annotation, molecular function: transcription corepressor activity. Gene Ontology annotation, biological process: cellular heat acclimation.